Molecule: messenger RNA, 1797 nt
Organism: Culex pipiens pallens (northern house mosquito)
Lineage: Eukaryota; Metazoa; Arthropoda; Insecta; Diptera; Culicidae
Exons: 6
Coding region: 344-1564 (406 amino acids)
Biological process (GO): transmembrane transport
Molecular function (GO): transmembrane transporter activity
Source: RefSeq, a predicted model, not a curated record
UUUAAACCAAUUUAAACCAUUUUGUUUGUAGAUAUUUUUCUUAACAGAUAUGUCGAUGUACAUAAUUUUAACGUAGAAUAUUCAAAAUUUAUCAUUCAUUAUUGGAAGUCAUCUAGAUACUAUUCUUUGCAACUAGUACUUUUAGUUAAAUUCUAUAUUAAAAUUCAUUGAUGUGAAACUUGUUUACGGUCGAUGUGCAUUUAACGUUUAUAUUUAUUCACUGUCGCCUUAUUUAAUUAACGCAAUUUAAAAAUGGUUUUCUACGUUGGAUUUUUCAUGGAAAACAACGUAUACUAUAAUUUUUAAAUGUUGAUGCAUUUGCAUAUUUUUUUGAAAUAAAUUAAUGGUAUAUUUCACUUAUCGUGCAGUUUCAGAAUACAUCACGGCGAGGAACAACGGAACCACCAUCAAUGGUAACCGGACUUUGGACCAGAUAGUCGACAGUUUCGGUUCCUGGGAAACCAUGUGUUUGGUGGGGGUGUGCAUACUGGUGAUCCUGGUAUUCAGCAUUUUGUUUGCCUAUUCUGUGGCGGCCACGGUUAAUACUUUCUUUAUAAUCGCGUUGGUCUCCUUAGCCUUAGCAUUGUGCUACACUGCGAUCCAGGCUUACACUACGUGGUCGGAAGGAAACGUAACUUCGGCUAAGACGUGGCUCGGUACAAGCCUCAUGUGGAUCCUCUUACUGCCGUUGAUCUUGUUGUAUGCUGCUCGGUUCGCUAUGGCGCUUUUUCGCCGCAACAGUAAGGAAGCCAUCGGGAGCAUCAAGGCGGCAUGCAAAUCCAUAAGGUUGUCGGCGGUGUUUUUUUCAUCCGGGGUGGACUGCCUGCUAUUUAUGGCGAUCGUUUUAAGCGGCAUGGUCGCGCUGAAAAUGGCAUCCGUCGGAAAUACGUACUCAAGUGCUCUGCCGGUAUUCGUGAUGCUGUUGUUUAAGUUCAUCUUAUCAACCUUCAAGAGCAUGGUGCUGGCAUACAUAGCAAUCCCAAAAAAGGCAGCUCUUUCAUUGGGCGCUGCGUUUCGCUUUGUCGAAUCGAACGACUUUAUUAUAAUCGGCCUAUGGGAACUUGCAGCCACAAUAAUAUUUAGUGUUAAAAUUUUGUGGCAGAUUUACGACUGGAUGAAUCUGGGGGCAAUUGGAUUCAUCAUACUGUUUGUUAUCAAGAUAGUGUGGAUGGCUAUGCAAUUGUGCCUGGGGAAACGAAUCAGAAAAAUUUACGCAUAUCUGCAGCUUGCCAACUUUAAAAAUGCGUACAUCGUGCGUGCCAUCUCCGGCAAGAGCUUCAUCGCCAGCGCCAAGCACGCGGGAAAAAUGCUUCGUGAAGAUUCACUGCAGGACACCGACUCUAUAUUUCAACUUCUACACCUGGCCCCGAUGUGCGUGUUGGCUCCGCUUGGCUACGCGUUUUUUUCCUGGCAGCAGAUUGGUCCGACAAUUGUUGCGGCUGUCGGGACAUACUAUAUCAUAGCAACAUUUUUGCACCCCUUCAAAGUGGUGGUGAAAACAGCAGAGUUUUCCAAACUGAUCGUACGUGAAGACAACGCAGGACCAUCAAGAGACCAUCCAUAAACCACGAGCAAACAACAAAGGAGAACGAGGAGGUAGUACCUACCGUAACUAUCAAAACGGAUACACCAGCGAUGAAUCUUCAGUCGAGAACAGAACACUGAUGAAGUCUGCAAGUAGUAAACGAAAUACGUAUCUGUCAAGAUAUUAAAAGGAAUUAAAAGGAACAACUCGUCUCUUUGUAUUCACAGCACUAACUUCCUUUAAAUUUUCUUCAUAGCAUUUUGAAGUUAUUG